Vanessa tameamea is the source of this 1280-nucleotide messenger RNA. RefSeq names its product inositol-tetrakisphosphate 1-kinase-like. Gene Ontology annotation, biological process: inositol trisphosphate metabolic process. NCBI's taxonomy places the organism in Eukaryota, Metazoa, Arthropoda, Insecta, Lepidoptera, Nymphalidae. Gene Ontology annotation, cellular component: cytoplasm. Gene Ontology annotation, molecular function: inositol-1,3,4-trisphosphate 5-kinase activity; ATP binding; inositol-1,3,4-trisphosphate 6-kinase activity. The transcript has 5 exons. Bases 88 to 1188 code for a protein of 366 amino acids. The record is from RefSeq and is a predicted model, not a curated record.
AAAACAAUAUAAACAAUACUAUCUAUUUUAUGCAUAAUCAUCAUAAGUGAAAUAUGUUUAUGUAAAAGAAAAAUCAUUACCAGAAAAAUGAGCGACGAUAUUUAUUACGGUAAAAGUAUAGGUCUCUGGAUGUCUGAAAAGAAGAGUCAAAAACUUAACUGGAAGGAAUUGAUCAAAGCUUGUAACUUACACGGUUAUAAUCUGGUUAAGUUAGAUUUAGAGAGGGCUUUUGAAGACCAAGGAAGAAUAGAUGUUUUUUUGCACAAAUUAACUGAUGUCAUAGCAGCAGCUGAUCAAGGUGAUAUGAAGGCAGCAAAUAUUAUAAGUCAUGUGGAGCAGUAUUUAUCAAAUCAUCCUAAUAUAAUUGUGAUUGACCCAUUAGAUAAUGUGAGGAUUUUAUUGAAUAGGUACUGUUAUUACACAUUAUUGCAAAAUGAGUCAUCAUUUCAAAGUCAAGGUAUCUUCACACCUGCCUUUGCAGAAUUCACAACAAAUAAUACACAACAUAAUAUUGAGAUUAUGAGGCAAAGAGGUGUAAGAUUUCCAGUUAUAUGCAAACCAACUAUAGCACAUGGAUCUAAAUCAGCACAUGAAAUGGUUCUAAUAUUUAAUGAGAGAGGCCUCAAUGUAGUCAAACCACCUUGUGUUGUUCAAAGUUUUGUAAAUCAUAAUGCAGUUUUACAUAAGGUGUUUGUUGUGGGAAACAGAUACCACAUAUGUGAAAGACCAAGUCUUAAAAAUUUCUAUGCCUCUGAAGACUUGGAUCCAAUAUACUACAGUACUGGAGAAGUUUGUAAAGCUGAUAGCCAAUCCACACUGUCUAUAUUAGACCCCAAUGAUAAGGCUGAUAUAAAAAUGUGUCUUAAUGAAGACAAAAUAAAAGAUAUAAUCAAAGUAAUGAGAAAGAAGAUUGGCUUAAUACUGGCUGGAUUUGAUGUAGUCAUAGACAAUAUAACAGGUAAUCAUGCUGUUAUUGAUAUUAAUGUAUUCCCUAGUUAUGAUAAUUUUCCGAACUUUUUUGAACAUUUAUUAGAUUGUAUUCAAGAUACUAUAAGAAGUUCGAAUAGUGAUAGUAGUUUAGAUGGUAGUGGCAGAAUAGAUGACUAUGGUGACAAUUAUAGGCCUAAUGGCUUGAUUAACAUAGGUGGUAGUCAUAAUCAUGUUGUAACAGGUAUGAAUAUAAUUUAGUUAAAAAUAAUGAUUGAAUCGAUAUUAUCAGAUUAAUGGGACAUGGGCAAUUUAAUAAAUAUGCUAGGUCUGAAUAUAGGACAGCUUUCGAG